Molecule: messenger RNA, 915 nt
Organism: Vicugna pacos (alpaca)
Lineage: Eukaryota; Metazoa; Chordata; Mammalia; Artiodactyla; Camelidae
Gene: RD3
Product: RD3 regulator of GUCY2D
Biological process (GO): retina development in camera-type eye
Source: RefSeq, a predicted model, not a curated record
GAAGAUGCAUUCCUGCCCUGUCUCGGCAGGGCCUGGUGGUGUCAUGUCCCUCAUCCCGUGGCUCCGGUGGAACGAGGCCCCACCACGGCUGUCGUCGCGGAGUCCAGCGGAGAUGGUGCUGGAGACGCUCAUGGUGGAGCUGGCAGGGCAGAUGCGAGAGGCUGAGCGGCAGCAGUGGGAGCGCAGCAACGCGGUCAGGAAGAUCUGCACCGGCGUGGACUACAGCUGGCUGGCCAGCGCGCCCCGGCCCACCUACGACCUCAGCCCCGGGGAGAGAAUGCAACUGGAGGAUGUCUGUGCCAAGAUCCACCCAUCCUACUGCGGGCCUGCCAUCCUCAGGUUCAGGCAGCUGAUAGCGGAGCACGAGCCCGAGGUGCAGGAGGUGUCCGGACUCUUCCGCUCGGUGCUGCAGGAGGUCUUGGAGAGGAUGCAGCAGGAGGAGGAGGCGCAAAAGCUGACUAGGCAGUGGAACCUGCGGCCCCGCGCCACCUUCAAGACCCGCGCGCGCAUCGCCCCCUUCGCCAGCGACAUCCGCACCAUCUCGGAGGACGUGGAGCGGGACGCGCCUCCGCCGUCCCGGACCUGGAGCCUGCCCGAGUUCCGGGCGCAGAAAGAGUACUGACCCGCCCUCACCUGCCCAGGAGCGGAGCCACCUGUGGGAGGGCGUGAUAGCUCGGGACCGUCCUGGGCCCUGGAACUUCCCCAGCCGCCCUGCCCCUGACGCAGGGGCCAAAGAAACCACCCCAUCCCAAGACACUCCUAUUAGAUGGAGCCACCCUUCACUGCCCUCUCCAGUUGGCCACAAGGCCUAGUCAGGGCUUGGAGCUGCAGCAAGGGCCCCUUCACUCCCCUGCACAAGUCGGCUGGAGCAGCCCAUUCCCUGCCUCAGGGAGAUUCAGGGUCUUGGAAGACCAC